AUGAACAAAAGAGAGGCGUUAGGAGCUCCAAUUUCAUCUGGUUUUCUUCUUCCUUUUCCUUGGCAGCUCCUACCUAGCCCUAUUUUGAUGAAUUUCUCCAUCCAAGGAGCAUGGGUAAGGAACCCUUUAUGGUUCCAACGGUUUGACGCAGCUGGGCUUUCCCAUAGAGGGGAAGGCGCCGCCUGCUUUCCUUAUGUUUUCUCCAAGGCAGAGCUUACAGAGGAAAAGGGGAGAGAUGGAGCCUUUUGUCUGAUGGACACUUCCCUCACCCCCAUGGAUUUCCUCUGGUCUUGCCAUGGCUCCCUUGUGACCAUUGUUUGGAAUUUAAACGGGCAUAGGACUUGA
Prunus armeniaca (apricot) is the source of this 345-nucleotide messenger RNA. The record is from the annotation of a GenBank genome assembly. NCBI's taxonomy places the organism in Eukaryota, Viridiplantae, Streptophyta, Magnoliopsida, Rosales, Rosaceae.